This is a messenger RNA of Grus americana (Whooping crane), 1928 nucleotides long. RefSeq names its product ADP ribosylation factor like GTPase 10 (gene ARL10). The coding region runs from base 274 to 975 and encodes 233 amino acids. The record is from RefSeq and is a predicted model, not a curated record. NCBI's taxonomy places the organism in Eukaryota, Metazoa, Chordata, Aves, Gruiformes, Gruidae. The transcript has 4 exons. Gene Ontology annotation, molecular function: GTP binding; GTPase activity.
UCCCCAUCAUCCCUUCUCCUCACCAUCCCUCCCUCCAUCUUCCCCACUAUCCCUCCAUCCAUCCAUGUAUCCAUCCAUCCAUCCAUCCAUCCAUCCAUCCAUCCAUCCAUCCAUCCAUCCAUCUCUCCCCUCCCUCCCCCCCCGCGGUGGGAGCGGCCCCUUUAAGCGCGGCAGUGACGUCAGGGGCGGGCACAGCUGGCGCUGGCGUGCCGCCCGCGCGCACAGCUGGCGGGGGGGCACAGCUGCACUGCGGCCGCGCGCUGCCGGUGCCACAUGGCUCCGGCCGGCGCCCUCCGGGACCUGACGCUGGCCCUGGGGGCCGCCGUGGCCGCCCUCGGCUCCCUCCUGUUCAUCGCCUGGAAGAUCUACUUCCGCGGCACCGGCACCGGCACCGACUGGGGCGGCUGGUGGGAGCGGGAGCUGCGGGAGCUGCGGGACCGAGAUCCCCCCGGCGACGCGCUGGACUGGCGGCAGGUGCUGGUGCUGGGGCUGGAUGGGGCAGGGAAGAGCAGCGUCCUGCACUACAUCUGCAGCCAGACGGCCAGGGAGCGCAUCGCACCCACCCGCGGCUUCAACUCUGCCCAGCUCUAUGUCGAGGGGCUGGAGAUGGACCUGCUGGAGGUGGGCGGCAGCCAGAACCUGCGAGCGUACUGGCCCCACUACCUGAGCCAGGCACAUGUGCUGGUGUUCGUGGUGGACUCGGUGGACAGGUCGCGUCUGCUGAUGGCGCGCCAGGAGCUGCACGCGCUGCUGGCCGCAGAGCCCCAUCUGCCCCUGGUCGUGCUGGCCAACAAGCAGGACAAGAGCGAUGCCCUGAGUGCAGCAGAGCUGCGGGAGGAGCUGGCCCUGCACACGCUCUGCGAGCAGCGGGAGCUCUUCCUCCUGCCCACCAGCGCGACCUGGGCCAGCUUGAGCACCGCCACCAGCGUCCUCCGUGUGAAGAGCCUGCUGGUCACCCUGCUCUCCCAGCCCUGAGCCCGCACAGGGGGCAGAAAGGAUCCCACCCCCAGCACGGCCCCUCUCUGGGAAGCACGGAACAAGGACGGAAGUGGCUGGGUGGGAGCCCUGGAGCUCAGACUCGCUGGUAGCAGGCUGCUGGCCCUGGGGCAUUUGCUGCACCCCAUGAGGUUUCAGGUUGAGCUCGGCACGGCUGCCCUCUGGGAACACGAGCAGCGGGCUCUGCUCUCUGCCACAUGGAGAGGGCAGCUGCCUCCCCCAGUUCAGGGACGAAACCUCCCUUGGGAUGGAGGCACAAGCGCAGCGUUUACCUUCUGGUGAGUGGGAAUGUGCAGCACAGGGCAGGGCCCCGCAUCUUCACGGCAGUCCUGCAGGAUAUUAAAUGAAUGGGGCUGAACAAGUGAGGAGGCCCUCUUGCCCACGGGCAUGGACAGGUCAUCCCAGGAGAUGGGCUCUCCUUCCCAAAAACAUGAAGAGUUACUGCUGGCACAGCCCAGCACUGCAGUCCUGCCAGUACGGCACACACCGAUGGGAAUAACCAGCUCAGGCUGUCCCUCACUGGGGCUAAGCACAGCCCUCGAUUCCCCCAACCCUAUUUAAAACCCUGUUUAGGAGAGAUGAAGACAGGUACGGGGCAGCCCUGCACAGCCCCUUCACCCUGAACAGGCCUAAGGAUGGGCUGUUUGGUAGGAGCUGUGCUCAGCAGGCGUUUGCCCCCCCCUGCCUGGUCUCCCUCCCUUUCAGCUGCCCCAGGGAGAAAGGGAAGGAGCUGGGCUCAGGGCCCACUGGAAGUCCUGCCUGCAGGCAGAAGGGCCGCUGGGUCAGGCCAUGGGCACUGGGUCCUGGAAAACUUAUUGGGGAAGCUGGGGAGCACAUCAGGGAAAAGGAGUAUGUGCCGGCCGGUCUCUGCUGCGAAACCUUUCGUACAGUCGCACCUUCCCUUGUCAAUAAAGGCGGCUGAUCACUCUGCA